Pseudopodoces humilis (Tibetan ground-tit) is the source of this 5357-nucleotide messenger RNA. The record is from RefSeq and is a predicted model, not a curated record. Lineage: Eukaryota; Metazoa; Chordata; Aves; Passeriformes; Paridae.
GUGGCGGCCAAGCUCGCCCCGCGCCGCUGGAGCUGCCCCCGGCCCGUCCAGGUUUUGCUGGAUACACAAAAUCAGUAUUAGAAAAAAAUGUCUCUUGACUUUGAUAGUGGAGCUCUACAAACUCAACAUGAAGAUGAAGACUAUGACCAAGAAGAUUAUGCAAGAGAACAAGAGUUGCAACAAUUGUUGACAGACCUUCCCCAUGAUAUGCUGGAGGACAGUGGAGACCAACUCUCCAGUUACUCAGACUGUAGCAUUCAGGAGACUGAGGAACAGUCACAUGAGCCUGGGAAGCUUGAUGGAAGGUGGAAUGAUCAUCCAUUGAUAAGUGAUCCUCCAAAUGGCUAUGAACAAGGACAAAAUCUGUACCCUGAACAAUUCUUGUGUGACCAGAAAACUGAUCAUGUUGAAAAACAUGGGAAGAAUUGGAAUGGCCUACAUAAUGAUGAAGAGAAGAAACAUUUAUAUGAUGUUAAAGAAGAUUACUGUGGCCAGGAUGGCCAAGAUGAUCCAGAUGAUGUGUAUCUUGGUAGAGAUGGGUUUAACUCUCCAAGUUGCUACCAAGAGAACAAUGUAUAUCAUCUUCCUGAAAACUUCAGGCCUUAUACAAAUGGCCAUAAACCAGAAUUUAACAAUCAGCAAAAUAAAAUAAUAACAUUUUCAGAUGAUCCAAAGGAACAUCUUAAGCAAUUUGUUGCAUCUGAUGUUGUCAAUGGCCAGUCACCAGAAUCUUACAAAGUGACUUAUAAACCAUACCAAAAUGGCAUUCAUCAAAAUAUUCCAGGAAUCCAAGAAGGAAACAGAAGAAAUGAAGUGUUUGAAGAUUUGCAACAUGAAUUCUUGGGCAAUGGUGAAAAUUCUUCAGAAAAUAUGCGGAUUCUUCAACUUCAAGUUCUAAAUAAAGCAAGGGAAAGGCAACUGGAAGAACUUAAUGAAAAGCUAGAGAAGAGUGCACAGCAGAUUAGGUAUUUGAAUCAUCAGCUUUCAAUGGUCAAAGAUGAAAAGGAUGGUUUGGCUCUUAGUCUUCAUGAGUCUCAGAAACUCUAUCAGAACGGAAAGGAACGGGAAAUGCAUCUUGAAGGUCAAAUCAAGGCCCUUGAGACUCAAAUUAAGACUCUUACUACCAAUGAGGAGCAGAUACUGAAGCAAUCCAAAGUGGCAGAGGUGGCCAUGGAAAGCAUGCAAAAGCAGCUGUUAGAACUUCAGCGAUCAGAUGCCCUCCAGCGAGCCAGAGAACAGCAUGAGGGCAUAAUUUCUGCACUCAAGCAGAAGUAUGAACAGCAAGUAUUGUCAUUAGAGCAGAAACUUGAUACUACACAAUCUGCGCUCCGAGAGCAGAAAGAGCUUUGCAAAAAUCUAGGAGAGCAUGUUAAGCAACUUGAAAAAUUGCUGGAAGAAACCAAAUGUGAAAAAACUGAAAUAAUAAAUCGACUGACAAGAAGCUUAGAAGAAAGCCAAAAGCAGUGUGCAAAUUUACUGCAAACAGGCUCAAUGCAGGAGACAAAUCACUUACGGUUUCAAUUGCAACAAGCUCAGUCUGCACAGAUGAUAAGCAACAACAUGAACAAGGCUUUGCAGGAAGAAUUAAUGGAACUGAAAGAAGAAAUAGCUUUGUAUGAAUCUGCUGCCAAGCUUGGAGUAUUUUUGAAUGAUCCAGGUGGAGAUCGACACAUGAGCCUGGGUGAUUCCUAUGUAGAACUGGGAAUUAAAAAAAUCACAGGGAAGGAGCCAAAAUUCUGCAGUGCAAUACAGAAGAGAGACAUGGAUAAAGAGCUCUCUAAAGAUGAAAUUAUUGUAGAAUUAAAAGCUGAGCUGGAACGUUUAUUGAGCAGUAAUAAAAUGAAGAGAAACCAAAUUACUCAACUACAGAAUAAUCUUAAAGAUUGUCAGAAGACACUAGAGGAAUACAAGCAGUUGACAGCAGAAAAAGCAUCAAGAGAUUCAGAGCCUGUCACAAAUUUGAAGGAUGCUUCUGAUAAUCUGAAGGAAGAAGUUCUGAGACUCAAAAACACUAACAAAGCUUUGCUACAGGAAAUUGAGGCACAUAAAUCAACUAUUGAAGAACUGAAGGAAAAUGAGGAAAAACUGAAAAGCUUAAAUCAAGACCUCUGUUGUCAGAUGAGAAAGAUGGUUCAGGAUUUUGAUCAAGAUAAGCAAGAGGCCAUUGACAGGUGUGAAAGAACUUACCAGCAACACCAUGAGGACACCAAAGCACAUUUUGAGAAAGAUCUGAUGGAGAGGUUUGCUUUGGAAAAGCAGCGGCUUCUUCAAACUUCUGAAGAGACAAUCUCACAGUUAAAGGGUAAUAUAGAGGAGCUGAACAAAGAGAUUACCGCAGUGAAGGAAUGUUACAUUGGAGUUUGUCGGGAGAAGGACACCUUGGAAACUACUUUAAGACAGAAAUUUCAACAAGAGCAGCAGCUGAAGGAAGAGAAGCUCAAGAAACAGCUACUAGAAGAAAAAGAAGUCUCCCUUAAACUUCUGAGGACUGAGCUUGAAGAGGAACAUGGAAGGUCUAUGACAGCAGCAAAGAAGCAGUGGCUGGAAGAAAAAGACCAGCAGGUUCAAGAGGAAGUUGCAUUAGCCAAAGUUCACUGGGAAAAGGAAGAAAAAGAGGUAGAUACAGCUUUAACCCAAGCUCAUGCCAAGUGGCUGCAAGAGUACAAACUGAAUCUAAAGGUAGAACAAGAAAAAUGGGAAAAGGAACAUCAAAAGACUACAGCAAAGCAGUUAGCCCUGGUUCUGUCAGCUGCUGAGGAGAAAUGGAAGAAAGAAUAUGAAAGUACAGAGAGAUCUGGACUAAGAGUUAAAGAACUUGAAGAAAAGAUAAUUUCUCUGAGGAGGGAAUUGGAGCUAAAGAAAGAGGAAAUCCCUGUAGCUGUCAAAGCAGAACUAGCAAAAGCCCGUGUGCAGUGGAACAAAGAAAAGCAAGAAGAAAUUCAACAGAUACAAGAGCAAAAUGAGAGAGACUACCAAUCAUUCUUAGAUGAUCAUAGAAACAGAAUUAAAGAGGUCCUUGCAACAGCAAAGGAGGACCUUGUAAAGCAGAAGAAUGACCUCUCCAUUCAGAAAGAAGCAGAAAUAAAGAUGUUACUGGACCAAAAGCAGAGAGAAUGGGAGGUUCAGGAAACCAAGAGACUGCAGGAUGAAAUUUAUCGGUAUGAGGAGAAGACUCUGGUUGAGCUGGAGUAUUUGUUGAGUGAAAUUCAUGAAGAGCUAGUCAAGUGUGCACAGAGCAAACAUUCUUGGAAGGAGAAGUGUUUUGACUCUCAUGUUCAAUUAACCAGUCAAGACAAAGACAAACUGAAGGCUUGUUUACAAAAAGCCUAUAGAACCACAGUCUGCACAAUCCUGGAAAAGAAAGAGCAAGAAUGGAAAGAGAAAUAUGAAGAGCUAGUGAGUAAUGCAAAUAAAGAAUCAUACCCCUACCCACAACAUGGUGCAGGAAACACUGGGGAUGUGGCAAGACCCCCUGUAUGCAAUGUUGGACACCAAGCAGAAGCACAAAGGAGACUGAGAAGACAGCCAGCCAUGCAGGAAGCUGGAACAGACAAAGAAAAUGAGAUGGUUCCAGGGCCUCUAAUUGCAGAAAACUCUGAGAUGAAGACUAAACUGAAAGACCAGGGAUCACCACCAAGGUCACUGGGAGGUAUCUCAAAACCUUGUGCAUCCUCUGACUCUGUGAAAGGUCUGGAAGAAAUGCGUGCUCACUAUAUUAAAGCUUUGAGCAAGAUUAAGUGUGAUAUGCUUUGUUAUAUCCGUGAAAGUAAGGAACGAGCUGCUGAAAUGAUUAAAGUGGAAGUUUUAAGAGAGCGCCAAGAGACAGCACGGAAAAUGCGCAAAUACUACUUGACAUGCCUUCAGCAACUGCUCACUGAUAAUGGCAAACAUGAAGGAGCUGAAAAGAAAAUAAUAGAUGCUGCCAGUAAACUUGCUACAAUGGCUAAAGGACUGGAAACGCCUCUUCGACACAUUCCCCAGCGCAAAUCUGCCCGCCCAGCUCUAUGUUUAAAUUCUGAUCCUGGAGGUGAGUGCUCCAAAAGAGAUUAUGUGCUUCGAACUAGGUCACGCCAUGUGGAAAGCAAAUCAUGUAGUGAAAGCAGUACUGAAAAAGCCACUGAUAAAGUUGUCCAAAAGUGUGUUCCACGUGACUUGAGACAGCAGUUUGAUGCAACACAGACCAAAACACAACACGUGCUUCAUGAAACAGUGACUUCAGAUAUUCAGAACAGGAAUAAUUCUCAAAAUCUCGAUGGUACUUCUAGGGGUGUUCUACCAGAAUGUUAUCCAAAUGAAGAUGGAAGAAGAGAAAAAUAUGGCUCCGUUGCAAAUAUAGACAAAGGACCUUUGUGUGCUGUGAGUAAUGGCAUUGCUCCUCCCUCUGCUGGUCGGGGAACACUACAAAAUAUGCGGGUACCCAGUGUUACAAAUGGCUACACCAGCUCUGGGCCAACUCAUCAUAUGCUUAAGAGCAAGAAUGGAAGAAGGGGCUUGAAAGAGGAUAAAGGUAUCCAAUCGUGUGGAAAAUGGAAAACUAAGUCUAAGAGAACUCAGGAAUUUGAUUUUAAAGACGCUCCAGAAAGAGAUGAAGGAAGCAGCAGUGAAUGGAGUUCUGGGAAUGGAAGCUUGCAUCUGGAUUGUGGUGAAAUGCCUCUCUUGUAUUCUCAACAAAAAGCCAAUACUGAUGUUCAAGCACAGACUGUGUACUGUGGAGAGUUUUCUCACAUCAGGUCACUUUCCCCUGCAGAUGAAAAUGUUACUUCUUGGAGAGACAUUUCUAGUGGCAGUGGCAAGAUUCUCAGUACAAAAAGCAGCACAAAAGUUUACAAUAGAGGCCAGCAGAUAGCAAACCCAGAGCGUACUUCAUUCCUCAGCUCUUGACAAAUUAAAUUCAGCUGUCUCACAACUCAAUGCAACAUCAAAUUCAAGUGUAGGAAAAUGCUGCAACAAAUCUUUGUAGAAAAAUGGUGUAGAAUCUCCAGUCUCAGCAAGAUAGUGGUUUUUAACUAGCCACUCUCUAACUUGAACCAAUACCAGCAGUGCUUGUUUGAAGGAAAAAAAUAACUUGAUGUUUAAAUAAAAGUGUGAUGAUUGAGGAAAAUCUCUUCUACUGUGUCCAUUUCAUGAUCAAUGUUACACAAACAAUUUUUAUCCAAUUACUUGAAAUAUUACUGUGGACUUUUGUUUACUUUUGUAAUAACACUUCCACAAAUGUUUAUGUUGCACUAGAUACAAAUUUAUUAAAUAGGUUCUAUUUUUAUAUUCAAUUUAGUGUGCAGUGUUUAUUUAAAACCAAGCUACUGUAACUUGUCAUUUUUUAAAUGGUUAUCAAAAUUAUUUCAGAGUGUAAUGAGAGA